UACCUUUAUCUAAGGAGUUGUCUCCUAAGACGACUGAGGAGAUAGAGGACAUGAAGACAGUUCCUUAUGCUUCGGCAGUAGGAAGUCUCAUGUAUGCAAUGUUGUGCACUAGGCCUGAUAUUAGCUACGCCGUUGGCAUGGUAGCGAUAUAUCAAAGUAAUCCAGAAAGAGAACAUUGGGCUGCAGUGAAACAUAUACUCAAGUACCUGCGAAGGACUAAGGAGUACAUGUUAGUUUACCGUGCAGACAGUUUGUCUCCGCUGGGUUACAGCGAUUCUGAUUUUCUGUCAGAAAGGGACGAAAGUAAGUCAACCUCAGGUUAUGUGUUUAACUUGGGAGGUGGAGCUAUUUCAUGGAGGAGUGCUAAGCAGAAGUGCGUAGCAGACUCCACUAUGGAAGCCGAGUACAUCGCAGCCUCUGAGGCAGCGAAAGAGGCAGUUUGGCUCAAAAACUUCUUAGUGGACUUAGAGGUGAUUCCGAGUUUGCCACGUGUUAUUACCGUGCACUGUGAUAACAGUGGAGCAGUAGCAAACUCAAGAGAACCACGAGCCCACAGAGCAAGCAAAAACAUAGAGCGCAAAUACCACUUUAUCAGAGAUAUUGUGGCAAGAGGAGAAGUUGAGAUCACCAAGAUUGCAUCAGAAGACAAGCUAGCUGAUCCUUUUACGAAGAGUUUGCCGGAGAAGAUUAAAAUAGCCCUCGGGAAUGGGAAAGAAGCUUCGAGCAUGCUUGAUCUCGGAGCGGGAAUUAACCUCAUGCAAUUCUCUAUCUUCCAUAGGCUCGGUCUCAGAGACUUGAGACCCACUCGGAUGUGCUUGCAGCUGGCCGAACGUUCGAUCCGAUACCCCAAGGAGGUGGUGGAAGAUGUCCUUGUUCGAGUAAGGAAGCUUAUCGCCCUGGCGGACUUUAUUGUUCUAGAUGUGGGGAACGUUCAGAAGAAUGGGAAGAAUCACACCAUCCUUCUCGGCAGACCAUUUAUGGCCACCACCAACACUCUCAUUGAUGUAAGGAAUGAGACCUUGAACAUGAGAGUCCUAGGAGAGUCGGUGUCCAUUUCUGUCCGAGAAGCCACCUCAGCAUCCUCGGUGAACUUUGUGGAGGAGUGUACCUUUGUCGAUGUGAGUGACCCGUUCAUGGAAGAGAUUAUUGUACGAGAUUUGGAAGAGAGGUUGAUGCCCGACCUUGAAGAGGAAGAAGAGCCAACUAUUGAGCUCUUUGUAGUCGACGAGCCCGACAAACCAAACCCAUCCACACUAGAGCUCAAAGAACUUCUCCGCCACCUCAA
Striga hermonthica is the source of this 1285-nucleotide messenger RNA. Lineage: Eukaryota; Viridiplantae; Streptophyta; Magnoliopsida; Lamiales; Orobanchaceae. The record is from the annotation of a GenBank genome assembly.